AUAAAUACUCUGUUACAUUCGGUGUAAGAAUUAAGUAACAUGAUUUUUUACUGGCAGCCAUUAAAUCGAAAUCCGCGUCUAUCCCGGAAAGCGCCCUGAAAACCUAUCAUCAACCUUUAAAUUUAUUUCGAGUAUAGAGAGAUGUUGACUUGAAAUAGCUUAUUCUAAUGGGAUAUGUUCAAGCUAUCAAAAUCCAACAAAGACUGGCAAAAACUAGACACUACUUACUGUAUUUCCUUUAAAAUGAAAUUUCUGCCAUAUCACUAGAAAAAAAAAAACAUGUUUUGAAAAAACAUAUAAGGUUACAGGCUUUUGACCCACUAGGGGCUUUAUUGUAAAUAAAACAACCAGCAUCGAAGAGAAAACAAACCUGAUUUAGAGAGCUACUGGUGGGAUAAACAGACGCUGCCUCAUAUUUCGUCGUGAUUUAGGGUUUGGUGAUAAAUCAAUCAAAGAACAGUGGUAAAAGGAACAUUUAUUUGACGUUAUGAAAUGUUAUUGGAUACUUCGUGAGAUUUUGCUUGGUCUUUUGGUUGGAUCAUUUGCGCAUGUGCAAGGGAAAAAGCCGCAUAUCAUUAUCAUCGUGGCAGAUGACCUGGGUUGGGAUGACGUCAGCUUCCACGGCUCGCCCCAGAUCCCCACGCCGUACAUCGACUUCUACGCCAACAGAGGGGUGAUCCUGAACAACUACUACGUAUCACCCAUGUGCACCCCAUCACGAGCGUCCAUGAUGACGGGAAAAUACCCCAUCAACCUCGGUAUGCAGCAUUUUGUCAUUUGGGCUGCUCAGCCUUACGGAAUACCCCUAGACGAGAUUACGCUCCCGCAGUACCUCCGGAUUCACGGAUACAAGACUCGAGGCUUAGGCAAGUGGCAUCUAGGGUUUUUCACCAAGGAGUACACUCCCGUAUACCGGGGAUUUGACUCAUUCUACGGCUUCUGGAAUGCAAAGACCGAUUAUUGGAACCACUCCUCCUACGAAAACAAUUUCUGGGGCGUUGACUUACGAGACAACAUGGAGCCCGUGCAGAGCGAGGACGGUACAUACGGAACUGAACUGUUCACGCGCGAAGCCGUCAAAGUCAUCGAAGCCCACGACACGUCCACGCCUCUUUUCUUGUACGUUGCGCAUCAAGCCGUGCACACGGCCAACCCUAACGAGCCCCUGCAAGCGCCUCAGGAUAAGAUAGAUCGAUUUAAAGGCACCAUCGACGAUGAUCAGCGACAAGUUUACGCUGCCAUGGUGACCUCCCUUGAUCAAUCAGUGGGCGACAUUUUCGCAGCACUUAGCAAGCGCCAUAUGCUGAGGGACAGCGUAGUCAUUUUUACCACCGACAACGGUGGCGCGCCUUACGGUCUCAACUGGAAUAGAGGAUCCAACUUUCCCCUCCGCGGAGGGAAGGACAUGCUAUGGGAGGGAGGGGUCAAGGGCGUGGCAUUCGUCUACAGUGACCUCAUCAAGCAAAAGGGGCGUGUCUCUAAGGAACUGAUUGACGUGACUGACUGGGUGCCGACCAUCUAUCACCUCGCGGGGGGUACCGCCGAGUUCUUGGUCCCUAACAUGGACGGGAAGAACGUCUGGAGCACGAUAUCCGAGGGGGCCCCGUCACCAAGGGAUGAGAUAUUGCAUAAUAUUGACCCAUGGCGCAAGUUUGCAGGCUUGCGCAAAGGCAAGUACAAGAUCGUACAAGGCAUGGAUGACACGUACAAGGGGGUGGGCUGGUACGACCGCUACCCUGGCCACGCCUUAUCCAGUAUGAAGCAGCCAGAACUUUUACCUGGUGCUGUCAUCGACUGCAAGAAAACUUUUGACGAGGAGAGAAAGUGCGACUCAUCUGAUGGAAAGUUUUGUCUUUUUGACAUGGAAGAAGAUCCCUGUGAAUAUCAUGAUCUAUCCAACCAGCUGCCUGAAGUACUCGCCGAGAUGAAAACUAGACUGGAAUACUACAAGAACAUAGCCCUUCCGCCAUGGUUUCCGCCCAUAAACAAAGCUGCAAACCCGGCAAAUUUUGGAGGAUUCUGGAGUCCGUGGAAACGCUUGAAAGACAAAAGUAGCGUUAUAAAUGUCAAACGAGCACUAAAAAAACUAAAACAGGCAGAGCAGUUAAAAGCAACAGCAGACUUGCUUGCGUUUAACGACACUUUAAAUAUGAAUGUUUCCAUGGAGAUGCCACAGAAUGACGCAACACUCGGUGACGUCAAAGCCAAGCCCUGGUGGGUUCCAAAUAAGCCAGUUAGAAUUCAUAGCACAACGCCCUGGGAAACGCACGUGGAUAAGUUACAUUGGAGAAAAACACCCCGAAAAAGGAACGACGAGAGCCUUUGAUUUAAUUAUUCAAAAAACAUUGGAAAAUGUUAGGAUACAAACUAUAUUGACAAAGGAAGUUAGUAGCGGAUCUAGGGGGAGUGUUUAGAGGGUUUAUAUUUCAGAAAGCCAUAUGUAAUUUUAAAAAUAACUACCCCUACCAUCUUUGUCACUGAGCCAAACCCCCCUUUAGCAAAAGCUAUAUCCGUCCCUGGAAGUCGCAUAAAAUAAAACAAAGGAGUUUUAGAGUUUUUAGUAUCCUGGAUGUACAUAGUCCAUCUUUAUAUAUAAGUUGUUUUUGGGAGGGUCCCUUUUAGAGUUUUUAGUAUCCUGGAUGUACAUAGUCCAUCUUUAUAUAUAAGUUGUUUUUGGGAGGGUCCCUUUGACUAGCUUGUACAGCUGUAUAUAGGAAACUUUCGCAAACUGUUGUCAUAUUCUCUUAAUACUACUGUAUAAUAUACACUACAAGAUCUAUUUAUUUGUAAUAAAAUAAUACUUGAAUACAA
Messenger RNA from Nematostella vectensis (starlet sea anemone), 2811 nucleotides. Its product is annotated as arylsulfatase B. Lineage: Eukaryota; Metazoa; Cnidaria; Anthozoa; Actiniaria; Edwardsiidae. The record is from RefSeq and is a predicted model, not a curated record. The transcript has 10 exons. Bases 488 to 2326 code for a protein of 612 amino acids.